Arachis duranensis is the source of this 1701-nucleotide messenger RNA. Its product is annotated as ferredoxin--NADP reductase, root isozyme, chloroplastic. The coding region runs from base 326 to 1459 and encodes 377 amino acids. The transcript has 5 exons. Gene Ontology annotation, molecular function: oxidoreductase activity. Lineage: Eukaryota; Viridiplantae; Streptophyta; Magnoliopsida; Fabales; Fabaceae. The record is from RefSeq and is a predicted model, not a curated record.
ACUCGACAUUGAAAUUAAGUAUUCCUAGUUGCUGGUGCUGCUCACAGGAAGAGGUGAAUGCAAGGGAGGAACCGAGGAAGUGACACUCCGAGGAGCCAAAGUGUGAAGAAGCAACGACCUUUCCCAUUCUCCAAAGGAUCACCACCCCCAAACCCACAUCCAACUUCAACUUUGAUUACUCUUAUAUAAUACACUCAUCUACCACUUUCUAUUGUUCCAAUCUAAUCAAAUAUUUAUUUUUUAUUAUUAAAUUCCUUCUCCUUUCUCCAAUCACUUUGCUGUUGCUCAGAUUAUUGUUCCUACUUUCUUUGUUGUUGAUCUCGUGAUGGCUCAUUUGGCUCUGUCACAGGUGGCUGUGGCUGUUCCUGUUAGCAGCGAUUUGUCUCUCAGAAGAUCUGCGUUUAAGGUAUCUAACUUAAACUUCCAGGAUAAAUCAUGGGCACCGGUGUUAACUUUCAACCUGAAAGCAAACAAUUCAAGGUCAAGAAGUCGGCGUGUGACAUGCAUGUCGGUGCAACAAACAAGUGCACCCAAAGUUACUGUCUCCCCUUUAGAAUUGGAAGAUGCUAAUGAACCUCCAUUGAAUAUAUACAAGCCUAAAGAGCCAUACACAGCAACUAUUGUUUCUGUCGAGAGGCUCGUUGGUCCAAAGGCUCCCGGUGAAACAUGUCAUAUUGUGAUUGAUCAUGGUGGCAAUGUUCCCUACUGGGAAGGACAGAGUUAUGGUGUCAUUCCACCUGGAGAAAAUCCAAAGAAACCUGGAAGUCCCCAUAAUGUUCGGCUAUAUUCAAUUGCUUCGACGAGGUAUGGAGACAAUUUUGAUGGCAAAACCGCCAGCUUGUGUGUGCGCCGUGCUGUUUAUUAUGAUCCUGACACUGGAAAGGAAGAUCCUUCUAAGCAAGGUGUUUGCAGCAAUUUUUUGUGCAACUCUAAGCCUGGAGACAAAAUUAAGAUCACAGGGCCCUCUGGGAAGAUCAUGCUUUUGCCUGAGGAUGAUCCAAAUGCGGCACACAUAAUGAUUGCCACCGGCACUGGUGUUGCUCCAUUUAGGGGCUAUCUACGUCGAAUGUUUAUGGAAUCAGUUCCUAAAUUUAAAUUUCGUGGACUAGCCUGGCUCUUCCUCGGUGUUGCCAAUAGCGAUAGUCUUCUGUAUGAUGAUGAAUUCAACAAAUACCUUAAGGACUAUCCAGACAACUUCCUCUAUGACAAGGCUCUCAGCAGAGAGCAGAAGAACAGGAGCGGAGGCAAGAUGUAUGUUCAGGAUAAGAUCGAGGAAUAUAGCGAUGAGAUCUUCAGACUUCUCGACAACGGGGCUCACAUUUAUUUCUGUGGUCUAAAGGGGAUGAUGCCUGGAAUCCAAGAUACACUGAAGAAGGUUGCAGACCAAAGAGGAGAAAAUUGGGAAGAAAAGCUUUCACAACUUAAGAAGAACAAACAGUGGCAUGUUGAAGUCUACUGAUAAUUCUGCAUUGCAGAAUAAACACAUGCUUGCAUUUAUUUACCUUAAGUCUGAGUUAGGUGUUUUAAUUAAGGGUUGUUUUUGUUUUAAUUAAUAAUCUUCAUUAGACAGCUUGAGUAAGCUGUACAUUGUUUUCUUGAUGAAUACAAAAUUGAAGAACCAAGUAAACGUGGUAGUAGAGACAUAUUUUGACCAUUUUGAAAUAAAGAUGCAUCAUAGUUAAUUAAUAUGAUGUUCAAGCA